This is a messenger RNA of Mercurialis annua (annual mercury), 1201 nucleotides long. RefSeq lists its product as uncharacterized. The record is from RefSeq and is a predicted model, not a curated record. The coding region runs from base 177 to 1007 and encodes 276 amino acids. The transcript has a single exon. Lineage: Eukaryota; Viridiplantae; Streptophyta; Magnoliopsida; Malpighiales; Euphorbiaceae.
AGAUAAAUAAUAGCGCACAUGCCCUAGACAGCAAAUAUGUCCCUCAACUUUGGUGGCCACUCACAAUUUGUCUUUCAAUAAUUAUAAUGUCUAAAUCACCAUCUUCAUCUAUUUUCUUAGCCUUACAACUCCUGCAUUUCUAAUCCCAUCUCCUGCUAAUCUUCUCGUAACCUUUCAUGGAAGAUCGCCAACUCUCCCAGCCUUUUUUAUCAGUCUCCGUCGCCACAUCAGCCUCCGCCACAGCUACCACCACCUCAUCCACCUCGUCAUCAACUUUCAACAUCUUCCUCCGGCUACUAACCAUCACCUCAAUAGGAAUAAUCUCCUUAUGGGCAAAUCAUGAAGCUUCAAAAAGCUUCGACAUCACAAUAAUUAACCAUAUCGGAGACGAAACACCCGCCGGAAAACGCUUCAACCUUUUGUAUAUCUCCAACGAUAAAGCCAUCCGUAUAAUCCAAUCCGCAAGUUCCAUUGUUGAAAACAUUCUUUACCCUAAUUCAAACUUCCCCAAAAAGAAAGUCAGCCGCGUCACCCUCCGUCUGGUUAGCUCAAACCAGACUGAACCGGUCAAGAUUCUUACAAAAACCACAACUCUUGAUGAGUUCGAGAUUGACGUAAGUCCACCAUCGUCAACUUUAACGGAAAAUUUCAAGAAUUUUGAUUCUGAAUUUACAUGGAUGGUUUUUCAAGGUAUGGCACGAAUAUGGAUAUGGAGUAACAGUAAAUCUGUGGCUCCGUCGUGGGUUAUUGACGGUUUGGCUGAAUAUAUGGAGAAAUUUGCAGAACUGGGCCAUUUUUGUUUAGGGAGUAAUAAGGAUGAACCCAAGAAUGUUGCAGAAAUUUUUGACUAUUGUGAGAAGAUUCAAAAGGGAUUCAUACAACGGUUAAACCAAGGAUUGAAAGAUGGUUGGUGGCAUGAUUUUACAGUGGAAAAUGGAAUUGGAUUAACGCCGUCAAAGAAUAUUUGUGAUUCUUUUGGCAAUUCGGCUAAAGGAUUUUCAAGUUAAAAAGAUAAAAGUUAAAAUAAUAAUUAAAGUGAGUUUGGAGUUGAUACUUGAUAGUGAUUUUGCUUUUUAGCAUAUGAUGCACAUAGCUUUGAGCAAUGUGGCCGAGCAACAUUCAAUUAUUCAUACUAGAAAAUUAAACUUUCGUAUGCCAUGUAUUGUGGUGAGCUUUUUCAAGUAAAAUUUAUAUUUCUAUC